This is a messenger RNA of Ochlerotatus camptorhynchus, 2178 nucleotides long. RefSeq lists its product as uncharacterized. Gene Ontology annotation, molecular function: nucleic acid binding. The coding region runs from base 1 to 2178 and encodes 725 amino acids. The transcript has a single exon. The record is from RefSeq and is a predicted model, not a curated record. Gene Ontology annotation, biological process: DNA integration. NCBI's taxonomy places the organism in Eukaryota, Metazoa, Arthropoda, Insecta, Diptera, Culicidae.
AUGAUCGAGGAUUCGCAGUACGACAAGUGGUUGGCAUGGUUAGCGAUCUUUCCGCAGAUAGCAAACGUUGAAAUACCACGCUGCUAUCGAGUGCAAACACCUGGUGGAUCAAGUACCGUAGUGCAAAUGCAUACAUUUGUUGAUGCAAGCGAGAACGGGUUUGCUGCGACGGUGUACCUACGAUUCGACAACGGCGAUACCGUCGAUUGCACACUAGUUGGUGCCAAAACAAGAGUUGCGCCGCUCAAGUUUCUGUCGAUUCCUCGUUCCGAACUGCAAGCGGCAAUCAUCGGUGUGCGUUUUGCGGAUACCAUUUCGAAAUCACUCUCUAUCAACGUCAGCCAGCGAACGUUCUGGACAGACUCCAAGGAUGUACUCUGUUGGCUGCGUUCAGAUCACAGGCGGUACAGCCAGUUCGUGGCGUUCCGUGUCAGCGAAAUCCUCGAGACUACGGAUAUCAUCGAGUGGCGAUGGGUGCCGACGAAACACAACGUUGCUGACGAAGGAACGAAAUGGAAAAGAGCCCCCAACUUGUCAAGUGACAGCCGCUGGUUCCGUGGACCGGAGUUCCUUCUCCUCAAAGAAGAAGAUUGGCCUGUGAAUCCGUUUCCUGGAAGAACUACCGAGGAGGAUUUACGACCGCAUCUGCUUCUGCACACUCAAUCUAGUGAUCCAGCAAUUCAUCCACCGGAUUUCUCGAAGUGGACCGACCUGCUACGCGUAACGGCCUACGUACUGCGUUAUAUCAAUAACCUGAAACGUUGCUGCUACGGCCGACCGCGAGUGUCGGGACCGCUGAAAAGACAGGACUUUAUCGAUGCAGAAAAUCAUCUGUUUCGCCAGGCUCAAUCUACCACUUUCGCAGAAGAGGCAUCUAUCCUUAUGGAGAACCGUCUGUUGAAGGAUCCAGCAAAAACGGUUCCCAGAUCAAGCCUGCUCUACCAGUGGUGUGCCUUUCUGGAUGAAAAUGACGUGCUGCGUGUCAAAGGUCGAACGAAGGCCUAUAUAUUUAUCGAUCGAGAUGCAGCCGAACCGGUGAUUCUUCCCCGGGAUCAUCCUGUUACUCGCCUCAUCAUCUCUGCAGUACACGAUAGAUUCAAUCAUCAAAACCACGAGACGGUGGUGAACGAGAUACUGCAACGCUACCGUAUUCCUCGCCUGAAAGCAGCGUACCAUCAGAUCCGGAAAGACUGUCAACAAUGUAAAAUCCUCCGCGCCAAGCCGCAGCCACCAGCAAUGGCUGACCUUCCUCCAGCUCGCCUGGCCGCCUUCACUCGUCCCUUCACUCACACGGGAGUGGACUACUUCGGUCCGAUGAAGGUAUCGGUUGGAAGACGUACCGAGAAACGGUGGGGGGUUCUCGCCACUUGCUUAACCACUCGCGUCAUCCAUCUGCAGAUCGCUCACUCACUGACCACCGAUUCCUGUGUAAUGGCCAUUCGGAACAUCAUGGCUAGAAGGGGUAUACCUGCUGCGAUCUAUAGCGGCCGUGGGACCAAUUUCCGAUCUGCAAGUAAGGAGUUACAGAGUGCUACAGAAAAACUCGACCAUGAUGCGCUAGCGAAGGAGUUCACCUCCAGCCACACUGAGUGGUCUUUCAACCCUCCCGUCACGCCUCACAUGGGUGGAGCAUGGGAGCGUUUGAUUCGGAGUGUCAAGCAGAACCUCGGACGAAUGCAAACGAGCAGAAUCCCGACUCCCGAAGUACUGGAGAACACGUUGGUGGAGAUCGAGAAUAUUGUCAACUCCCGUCCUCUGACCAACGUACCAAGCGAUGGUGACAAUUUCCCGGUUUUGACGCCCAAUCACUUUCUCUUGGGAUCCACCAACGGCCUGAGAUCGUGGGCUCCUCUGGACGAUAGCCCUAUUCUGCUUAGGAACAGCUGGAAGCAGCCGCAGGUGAUAGCGGACGCGUUCUGGAAGCAGUGGGUUCAGGACUACCUGCCUACAAUUACCCGUAGGACUAAGUUGUUCACACCGGUGAAGCCGAUCACAGUUGGAGAUCUGGUAAUCAUUGUGGAUCCGGAGCUACCACGAAACUGCUGGCCAAAAGGCCGAGUGAUUGCCACGUGUCCGGCUCCAGAUGGUCAGGUAAGGUGGGCUACCGUGCAAACCGCAUCGGGGGGUAUCUACGAACGACCAGCGGUGUCUUUGGCUGUACUCGACGUAGGCGUUUGA